Prunus armeniaca (apricot) is the source of this 843-nucleotide messenger RNA. NCBI's taxonomy places the organism in Eukaryota, Viridiplantae, Streptophyta, Magnoliopsida, Rosales, Rosaceae. The record is from the annotation of a GenBank genome assembly.
AUGGCACUUACUUUUAUUUCCUCACUAUCCAUUAAAUCUUUAACCACUUCUUCUCCAAAUCCAAAGGCUCCCCCAAUUCGUCUGCAAUCCCUCUCCAACAAGCCCUUUUCACUGGUCUGCCAAUUAGACCCUGAGAGACACCAUUUUCAUGAUUGUUCCAGCAAGCAAUGCAAGACAGUUAAUGAAGAUUCGAAGAAAUGGAGAAGCAUUGUUUCAGCAGCAAUGGCAGCUGCAGUUAUUAGCUUUAGCUCUGGCAUGCCCGCCAUUGCUGAUCUCAAUAAAUUUGAAGCUGACACACCUGGUGAAUUUGGGAUUGGAUCAGCUGCCCAAUUUGGUUCCGCAGACCUCAGGAAAGCUGUACAUGUGAAUGAAAAUUUCAGAAGAGCCAAUUUCACUUCUGCGGAUAUGAGGGAAUCUGAUUUCAGUGGUUCAACAUUCAAUGGUGCAUACCUUGAGAAAGCAGUCGCAUAUAAGGCAAGUUUUGCAGGUGCAGAUUUGAGCGACACAUUGAUGGAUCGUAUGGUCCUUAAUGAUGCUAAUCUCAAAGAUGCCGUGCUUGUUAGAUCAGUUCUCACCCGAAGCGAUCUUGGGGGUGCCCUCAUUGAAGGUGCUGACUUCAGUGACGCUGUCUUGGACCUCCCCCAGAAGCAGGCUCUUUGCAAGUAUGCAAGUGGGACGAACCCAACCACAGGGGUGAGCACAAGAGCAAGCUUAGGUUGUGGGAACAGUCGACGAAACGCUUAUGGCACUCCCUCAUCCCCUCUGCUAAGUGCUCCGCCUCAGAGAAUGCUUGAUCGGGACGGAUUCUGUGAUCAAGGCACUGGUCUUUGUGAUGUAAAAUGA